CCUGGACUCUUUCACACUGCAGGGUAGCUAUAACCAGCCCCUGGGUUUGUCCAGCACCCAAUCCAAUACUCUCUUUCUUGACUGUACUAUUCGAGGACUUCAGGUAGAAAUAUCAGACAUCUGUGCCCAGUGUCUGUCUCGAAUCCUAUCCUUAGUGAUUCCACAGUCUGAAAAGUCAGCUGUCUCUAGGAAGUCUUUGCUUGGGGAGUCUGUGACCUUACUGUGGAAGGUGGACUUGAAGGUGGAAGACAUGAACCUGUUCACUCUUUCUGCACUGGUUGGUGCUUCAGAGGUUCGACUGGACACACUGACUGUCUUGGGCAGUGCUGAGACCUCCACUGUGGGGAUUCAAGGGCUUGUGCUUGCACUAGUAAAAUCGGUCACAGAGAAGAUGCAGCCCUGUUGUAAGGCGCCUGACAUUCCCACGCCAGUGCUCGGCCUUUCCAUGCUGUCCCUCACCUAUCACAGCAGCAUCCGCUCUCUAGAGGUUCAGUGUGGUGCGGGGCUGACUUUACUCUGGAGCCCCCCAGAUCACAUGUACUUAUACCAGCAUGUCUUGUCCACUCUACAAUGCCGAGACUUGUUACAAGCUACUGUGUUUCCUGAGAUUGUUGAAUUCCAUGAACUAGAGCCUCCACGGUCCACCUCUGAGCUGGAAGACCAUCUCCCCGAGCCAUCCCCACCUAGGCGGCUGCUAAACCUAACACUGGAGGUGAGCACAGCCAAACUGACCGCUUUUGUAGCUGAGGACAAGUUCAUUACCCUGGCUGCAGAGAGUGUGUCACUGAGCCGGCAUGGAGGUUCACUGCAGGCUUACUGCCCUGAGUUGGCUGCUGGCUUUGAUGGCAAUAGCAUCUUCAACUUCAAAGAGGUGGAGCUGCAGCUACUCCCUGAGCUAGAGGAGAUGAUCCUCCACAGGAACCCCUUCCCUGUACUGCAGACCCUCCGGAAUCGGGUUUGGCUCCUCUCUCUUGGAUCAGUCUCAGUGGAGUUUCCUUAUCAGUAUGACUUCUCUCGAACUUUGGAUGAGGCAGUGGGAGUUCAGAAGUGGCUAAAGGGGCUGCAUCGAGGGACUCGUGCGUGGGCUUCUCCAAGCCCUGCCCCACUCCCACCUGAUCUACUCCUAAAGGUCCAGCACUUUUCUUGGGUUUUCCUGGAUGACAUCUUUGAGGUGAAGCUUCAUGAUAACUAUGAACUGAUGAAGGAUGAAAGUAAGGAGAGCGCCAAAAGGCUGCAGUUGCUGGAUGCCAAAGUGGCUGCCCUGCGGAAGCAGCAUGGGGAGUUGUUGCCAGCUCGAAAAAUUGAGGAGCUCUAUGCCUCUUUGGAACGCAAAAACAUUGAAAUCUACAUCCAGCGCUCUCGUCGUCUCUAUGGCAACACACCCAUGCGCCGUGCACUGCUCACUUGGAGCCUGGCAGGACUAGAGCUGGUGGCUCUGGCAGACGCAUCCUUCCAUGGGCCUGAACAUGUGCUAGAGCAGGUUCGAGAGCUUGACCCUGGCAGCCCUUUUCCUGCUGAAGGAAUAGACCUUGUCAUUCAGUGGUGUCGUAUGCUGAAGUGCAGUGUCAAAACUUUUCUGGUUCGGAUCCGAGACUAUCCACGGUACCUGUUUGAGAUCCGUGACUGGCGGCUCAUGGGUCGACUUGCGGGCACUGAGCAGAGUGGCCAGCCUUGCUCCCGGCGACGUCAAAUCCUGCACUUGGGGCUUCCCUGGGGUAACGUGGCAGUGGAGAGGAACAUGCCUCCACUCAAGUUCUACCAUGACUUCCACUCGGAAAUCUUCCAGUACACAGUGGUGUGGGGCCCAUGCUGGGAUCCAGCCUGGACACUGAUUGGUCAAUGUGUGGACCUCUUGACUAAGCCCUCAGCUGACCCCAGCCCACCUUUGCCCUGGUGGGAUAAGAGCCGUCUUCUGUUCCAUGGGGACUGGCAUAUGGAUAUUGAACAAGCAAACCUGCAUCAGCUGGCCACGGAGGAUCCAUACAAUACAACUGAAAACAUGCACUGGGAAUGGAGCCACCUUUCUUUCCAUUGGAGACCUGGUCAGUUUGUGUUCCAAGGGGACCUGGAUGUCAACGUAAGGACAGCCUCUAAGUAUGACGACUGCUGCUUCCUUCACCUGCCUGACCUCUGCAUGACACUGGACCUGCAGUGGCUGUGUCAUGGGAACCCUCAUGAUCAUCACAGCGUCACUCUGAGGGCUCCAGAGUUCCUGCCUGAAGUACCCUUGGGCCAGCUCCAUGACUCCUACCGGGCCUUCCGCUCUGAGAACCUCAAUCUUUCCAUCAGGAUGGAUUUGACUCGACAUAGUGGGACAAUAUCCCAGCCCCGAAUUCUGCUGUACAGUAGUACCUUGCGCUGGAUGCAGAAUUUCUGGGCAACUUGGACUAGCGUCACAAGGCCUAUCUGUAGAGGAAAACUCUUUAAUAACUUGAAGCCCAGCAAGAAGAAACUUGGCCAACACUACAAACAACUAUCCUAUACUGCGCUCUUUCCCCAGCUGCAGGUACAUUACUGGGCCUCAUUUGCCCAGCAACGGGGCAUCCAGAUUGAGUGCAGUCAGGGCCAUGUCUUCACUCGGGGAACUCAGCGGCUUAUACCUCAAGCCGGCACAGUGAUGCGGCGCCUUAUUUCUGAGUGGAGUGUGACCCAGAUGGUGAGUGACUUAAGUCAAGUGACUGUUCACCUGAUGGCUUCACCUACUGAAGAGAAUGCUGACCACUGCCUUGAUCCCUUGAUAACAAAGACCCACCUAUUGAGCCUGUCUUCCCUUACUUACCAACGACACAGCAAUCGCACCACUGAAGAGGAGCUCUCUACUAGAGAUGGCGACCCUGCCUUUCAUACACAUCAGCUGUACCUGGUCGAUUUACGGAUUUCCUGGACAACCACCAACAGGGACAUUGCCUUUGGCUUAUAUGAUGGCUACAAAAAGGCAGCUGUACUCAAACGAAAUCUCUCAACUGAGGCUCUGAAAGGUUUGAAGAUUGAUCCCCAGAUGUCAGCCAAAAAGCCAAAGCGUGGUAUUCCGCCUAAUGCCCAAGACCCACCUCAUGUCAGCACUCCUAGCUUCAGUGGACGGCCUGAUAAGGGAUCAUCGGGAGGUGCUUACAUGUUGCAAAAGCUGAUUGAAGAGACAGAUAGGUUUGUAGUAUUCACAGAAGAGGAGUCCGGUAUGAGUGACCAAUUGUGUGGCAUUGCUGCCUGCCAGACGGAUGACAUAUACAAUCGCAACUGCCUUAUUGAGCUGGUGAACUGCCAGAUGGUUCUUCGUGGAGCAGAGACAGAAGGCUGUGUCAUUGUGUCAGCUGCCAAAGCCCAGUUACUGCAGUGCCAACAUCAUCCAGCAUGGUAUGGUGACACACUGAAACAAAAGACAUCCUGGACUUGCCUGUUAGAUGGCAUGCAGUAUUUUGCUACCACUGAAAGCAGCCCUACUGAACAGGAUGGCCGACAGCUCUGGCUUGAG
Messenger RNA from Cricetulus griseus (Chinese hamster), 3469 nucleotides. Lineage: Eukaryota; Metazoa; Chordata; Mammalia; Rodentia; Cricetidae. The record is from RefSeq and is a predicted model, not a curated record.